GUGGACGUACAAUGUCUAUCAAAGUAGCUACAUGUGUUAUGGCAGUCUUGUUUAUUGCCCAAAUAACAUUUUUCUUUUCAUUUAAUACUAAGAGUAAAAUAAAAGUCAAUCAGAAAUACAAAAUAGUAAGUGGAAUAAAGGAAGCAUUGGAGCUAAAUACAUCUAGAACUUGUACGGCCAUUAAGAUUUGGAAAACAAAGGAUAAAAGUAUGACAACAAAGCCCAAGAUGUUGCCAAUAUGCCCAUCGACCCCGCCAAAUCAAGUUGGCUGUUUGCGAACAUAUCAUCAAGGACCACCAUUAAAAGAUUUAGAGACAAUUUUGGACCAUCUAAACCCAGGCGGACGUUACGCCCCACUGAUGUGUGAAACUAGCCAGCGAGUAGCCAUAGUGAUACCCUACCGGAACAGAGAAUUACAGCUGCGCACGGUCCUCUAUAACCUCCAUUUAAUGCUUCGAACACAGCAGCUUGACUACGGAAUAUUCUUAGUCGAACAGGCUGGAAGCAACACUUUUAACAGGGGGAUGCUGAUGAACAUUGGAUAUGCCGAAGCUAUAAAAACAUACAAUUACACGUGUUUUGUUUUCCAUGACGUCGAUCUCAUUCCUGAGGAUGACCGCAUCUACUACGGGUGUGGAACAAACGUACGCCACCUGUCUGUUGCAAUCAACAAGUUUAAUUAUAGAAUAGUCUUUCCAAACCUUAUCGGUGGAGUGACUCAGUUGCCGAGAGCUGCUUUUGAAAAGAUCAACGGAUUUUCUAAUUUGUACUUUGGAUGGGGAGGAGAGGAUAACGAUUUAGGUUUCAGAAUCCGUAACGCCAAGUUAAUUGUUGAAAGGCAAAGCAUAGCGAUAGCACGUUACAGAAUGAUAAAGCAUCUCCAUGAACGUUCUAAUGCACCAAAUCCCAUAAGAUUCCAAUUAUUGAAAAACGCCAUUCGGCGGAUCAAUAGUGAUGGGCUUAACACUCUAAAGUAUAGAGUGUUACACAAGAAAGAAGAAAAACUGUAUACUAAUAUAACAGUUGAAAUUAAGAAAGAAGACUAUAACCUUUAAGAACCAACAGUCACUGCGAUGUAGUAUACAAGUUCUUCACCGGUUCCACUUGGUCAACGACGAGGAUAGCAAGUCUUUAAGUAGGACAAACUGUUAUCGGACACUUAAUUUAAAUAUUCUGUUUAGAAAAUAUUCACGACUAUGACUUUGUGAGAAGCCUUUAAUGAAACCAAUACUUAGGAUGUUAAAAGAUUAUCAAACUAUCUUAGCCGAUCUGAGAAAAACACAAAUGCAACUAUGCCUGCAAUGAAAUUAAUACUAAAAUCCACUUUUUGAUAGCCUGGACGGCGAUAUCACCCAAUGUUAGUUGAACUGAGGAAUACAACCAUGCAAAUUUACCAACAAUGAAAAAACAUACUUCAAUAAUUAAUUUAACUGGAAGAAGAAUAUCUUGGCUAUCAAAGACAAAACCGUCAAGAUGAACACCGGUUCUAUGAAGCCCACAUGUACAACACCCAAUAUCUAUCCCGAGUACCAAAAUUGUAAAAAGAAUAUUAUGCAGGUACUCCAAGCUCACUACUUGUUUGUACCCAUAUUGUAUCCUUUCAUUAAUUUUAGGUAAAAUUUGAAUCAAUCAGCGGAUAAUUAAGUAUCAUACAUACAACAAAAUAGAGCGAAAGGGCACAGGAAUAUAAGCAAGGUAUUGACACAUGAUUGAACACGGGAAAAUUGGGA
Messenger RNA from Mizuhopecten yessoensis (Yesso scallop), 1730 nucleotides. RefSeq names its product beta-1,4-N-acetylgalactosaminyltransferase bre-4-like. The transcript has 7 exons. The record is from RefSeq and is a predicted model, not a curated record. Gene Ontology annotation, molecular function: N-acetyl-beta-glucosaminyl-derivative 4-beta-N-acetylgalactosaminyltransferase activity. Bases 12 to 1055 code for a protein of 347 amino acids. Lineage: Eukaryota; Metazoa; Mollusca; Bivalvia; Pectinida; Pectinidae. Gene Ontology annotation, biological process: glycosphingolipid biosynthetic process; carbohydrate metabolic process.